Gigantopelta aegis is the source of this 6964-nucleotide messenger RNA. RefSeq names its product prospero homeobox protein 1-like. Gene Ontology annotation, biological process: regulation of transcription by RNA polymerase II. NCBI's taxonomy places the organism in Eukaryota, Metazoa, Mollusca, Gastropoda, Neomphalida, Peltospiridae. Gene Ontology annotation, cellular component: nucleus. The transcript has 6 exons. Bases 224 to 2452 code for a protein of 742 amino acids. Gene Ontology annotation, molecular function: DNA-binding transcription factor activity, RNA polymerase II-specific; RNA polymerase II cis-regulatory region sequence-specific DNA binding. The record is from RefSeq and is a predicted model, not a curated record.
ACGAAAGCAGGUAAGAAAGAGUCUCUUUUUCAAAUUUACACUUAGCAAGUUAACUUUGUCGGACAACAUUUAAUUUCAAUUGUUGACGAAGAGAACGUCAAUGGAGCGGUGAUGCUGACAGCGAUUUUAUUCUUUGGAAAUUAAAUCUACUUGCCUGAGAUAUACUCAUCCGCAGCUAUACAUCUAGGAAGUGAUUUCAAAUCGUUCACAUUUCAACACGAACAUGCAAAAUGGUUGCCUCUCAUCCGGAGACAUCCUGCCAUUCUUUUGGAACCACCCAGGGAACUUGCUCGCUCUGAACGCAGGUUUUUCGGGUCCGUUGACAAUGAUGCCCGGUAUUGACAGUUUGUCCGGUGAUACAACGCUGCUGUUAAGGGAAAUUCUUCAAAACAAGGAAAAUAAGAUGAGCAACAACAACAACAACAAUAACAAUAAUAGUAUAAAAAGCUUCUGUCCUAACGGAAACAUGCCAGAUUCAGAUAUGAUCGAAGGUAUGCUGCGCUCUAAACCCGGAGCCCGCGACACCCACUCUGUCGACACCGCCUCCGUUCAUUCGUGCUGCAACGGAUCCGUUGCCGACAGCGACGUGGACAGCGCCCGUGGCGAUGGUGACGUAGAAGACGUCGUCGACGACGAGAAGGUUUACGAUGACAUGGUCACGAACGACCUUGAGGAUUCGCCUGUGGGCGACACGAAGGAGGCGAAGCGAGCUCGCGUGGAGAACAUCAUCACCAGCAUGCGCCCGUCGUCCGGCGACCACCCAGACAACGCCUCCGUCAACAGUUCAGACAUGAGGAGGCCGAAACGCAAGCAGCUUCAACCACAGCAGCACGACACGAAGUUCGGCUGCUCGGAGACGAAGUAUCACCGUGGCAACCACAACGUCCUGCAUGAGCACAUCCUGCAGCUCCAGCACCAGCUGCAGGUGGUAAAACAGCGCUGCGACGCCCUCUGCGGUGAUGACGUCACCGGUGACGUCAACAAGCAGGUCAGCAAGUACAGCGACGCCGUUCGCAUGUGGAUGAAGGAGAAAGAGAUGGAGAAUAAAGAGUGUAACGGGGUGGCUUUUGAGAGUCGUCCGGACGAGCUCGUCAUACCGAAACCUGGGGACUUUAACGCCUUCAAAGCGGCGACCAGCAAGGCUCUAGUGGAACCAGACGACCUUCAGCAGAUGGCGGAGAGUGUGAAAACUGAAAUCGUGCAAUCAAUAACCAAAGCGGUGGACAGUGCCGUUAACAAACUUAUAGAGAAGUGUGUUCUAAAAAGUGCCGCGUUCCACCAGUCGUCGUCGGGUGUGGCGAAGAAAUGCAGAGAAGCGGAAAAGAAACAGGAAUCAAUCUGGAACGAAGUGAAAUCCAGUCCAGUCAUUCCAAUCAAGCAUGACCUCAUCCAUGACCAUAUUGUCAGUCGUGCUCAGGACAAAAUAAGUGCUUUUGAACCUCUACACCGUGACUUUGAAAUGCCUCGUUCACAUGUUGCCCCGCAUGUGCCUUUUCCUCACUUUCCGUACUACUUUCCUACGCAAAUGCUGCCCCCUAUGUACGCGACGGAACCGGAACAGACCGAAGCGCUUCCCCUGGUCGUCAGCAACACACCAAAGAAGAAACGGACAAAGGUGACGGACACACGACUGUCGCCGAGAGCGAAGACCGCUCUGCUUCAGGACAAUUCGCAGUCGAUGCAGCUGGACCUCGGCCACCACACCCCGACCUCGACGUUCCCCCACUUCUUGCCGCACAUGCUGCCCACUAGUGUGGCCAUCCCUAACCCCAGUCUUCAGCAUUCGGACGUCCUCGGCUUCAGCAUGCGGGAACGGUGCCUCUCCGAAUCGAGGCUGUCCGCCAGCUCGCCGCCAAUGUUCGACCGGUCGUCGCCAAAAUCUCCAGACGACGGAAUGAACUUCUCCAGAUCUGACAUGUUUGAGGGGUCGCCCAGCGACUCCGGAGACAGCCAGUACCUGCACAUGACCAGUACUCUGACACCUAUGCACCUGCGCAAAGCGAAACUGAUGUUUUUCUACGUCCGGUACCCGAGUUCCGCCAUUCUGAAGAUCUACUUCCCUGAUGUGAAGUUCAACAAGAACAACACAGCUCAGCUAGUCAAGUGGUUCAGUAACUUCAGAGAGUUCUACUACAUACAGAUGGAGAAGUACGCCCGCCAGUCGAUCGCCGAAGGCUGCAAAUACGUGGAUGAUCUGGUUGUGACGACGGAUUCCGAGUUGUACCGAGUGCUCAACCUGCACUACAACCGCAACAACCAGCUCGAGGUACCAGAAAGUUUCAGACUAGUUAUCCAAGCAACUCUGCGCGAAUUUUUCCGAGCCGUUAUAACCAAUAAAGAUACUGAGCCCUCUUGGAAGAAAUCCAUCUACAAAGUGAUUUCCAGAAUGGACGACACACUUCCCGAGUACUUCAAGUCCCCGAACUGGCUGGAACAACUGGGCGAUGUUUAAUGUCACUGACUCCAUCAUAUUCUAUAUCACUGGCUAUGGACAAAUGAUUCCUUCUUAGUCAUGAACUCGUGUGACAUCUUUAGCAUUCUCUUUCCAUGACGUGGACCAAAUUUCAUCCAUGAACAAAUUUCAUAUGCAGCAUCCGUGUUCUGUGACUUCAGACCAAGUUGCAUCUUUGUCAAAUCUAAUGAAGACAUUCCAGCCACUGAAGUGCGGCGUCAUGUACAUUCCAGUCCCCAAAGUAACUGGUCGUUAAUAGUGUGUGCUAGUGUCUGUCCUGUGACAUAUAUAUAUCCACUUGGAGUUUUUUUUACAAGAUUAUCCUUCAUCAUUUGACAUUGGCUGUUUCGUACUUUUGAAGUCAAAAAUCCAUAUGCAUAAUAAAUAUUGUAACCUUGUGAAGUCGACUUUGAAUAGAACUUCGUUGCGUGAAGUCUUAUUUUUCUUAUACGUGUAUCUUUUUACAAAUAUGUUGUUAUUGGGUGCAAUCGUUAUGGAAAAAUAAAUCGUGGAUAUUUAUGUUAAUUUUAAAUUGAAGUCAUAAAAGUUUUAUUAUAGUGUGUAAUAUUUAUAUUUAUGUCUUUAUCUUGGUGCAUAAUAUUAUUGAGAUGUCUAGUCAUAUUUAACAUAAUUAUAUCCGAAUUUUGCAAUUCUUUCUGCCUCUUUUCAUGUUAUUUUAUCGAUACACCUCAUUUUCAUUCAUGUUAUUUAUUGAUUGUAUGAUUAAAACUCGGCGACACCGCUGGUAUCCGGGUUAGUGGACUUUGAGCCAAGGAGUAUUUAGAGACAUCGCGAAAAUGCUGACACGUAGAUUUUUUUCUUUUGUGAUAUUGCAAUCUCUAAAAUGGUCUAAAGCGGGGGUUCUCCCUGGCAUUUGAUCAAUGAGUGCUAUCGGUUUGCUCAACAGCAAAUGUCGCAGCCCAGUCGGUUUUGAUGUCAGUUAUCAGACUGUAGUCUAAGUGGUGCCCUUGAUUAUAAUAGUAGAGGGGUACUGACUUUUUCAAAGAUUUUUUAUAUUACCUUAGUGUUCAGAAAACCCAUGCAACACUCACUACGUAUAUGUCUCGCAUAGGUAAUAAAGACUGUCUGCAUGGCAAUGUAUGUAAUUUAACAAUAUACAAAUACACGCGAGAUGAUUUCAGGAAAUCGGUGUCAAAUUGCGUAACUAUUCAUGUCGCCAAAUCAAACUGACCGUUACCAAUAUUUUAUCAGUAUGUAUUUAAUUUCUGAUUAUUUUGUCAGUGGCGUGGCCAGGAAAAUCUGGGCAAUGUGUCCUCAGAAAGUAAUUAAACAUGUAGGAAGGGGUGCGCGCGCAUCCUAUACACACACCUUCCCGAUGUUACUAUUGUUUUGUUAAACUAUUUUAUCUUCAAUAUUAUUUGUAAUGAUAGCUAUAUGCAUAGCUAUAGAUUAGCAUACCAUUUCAUCAUUAUAGAUAGUGUAAAUAUUCUAGUAUGAGUCAAUUCUAAACAAGAAAGGAAUAUUUGCGCCUGCGUGAAUCGCAGUGCAAUGUUCCCAGGGAAACGUUGCAAUAUACAGUAUAUACAUGGUCUGGUCGACAUCGUGCACUUUAAAAAUAUAUAUUAUUUCAUAGCUUUAAACGAUCUUCAUUUUGCAGCAUUACCGUGUAUAUUUUCUUUACCAUCCAUUGCCAUUCUUGGAUAAUUAGUGCUGUGUAGCGAUUAAGUAUUUAUUAAUAGAUUGGCAUAAUACAUUCAAAUAAUUGACCUAUGUUAAUACUUUGUUUUAAUUUUUUCUUAUAAUGAUGUGUAUAAGUGGAAUAUACUUGUUCGGAUUUCUUUGAACAAGUAUUUUAAUUUUAUAUCCUUAUAAAAAGAAUCGUUUGUACAAAAAAAUAUUAGUUUUCAAUCUUAGAGAAAGUCAUUUUGUUUAAAAGUGAUUUACAUGUAAUUAAUGGUUAUUUCGUUACUUUUAUUUAAUUGUUAGGUGAGCAAACGUUUUAAAAAUGAUUUUUAAAAACAAAUUAUUAGUCAUGUUUAUGUAAAUAUUUAUCGAAUUAUGUUGUUGUUAAGCUUUAUUUACUGAUAACCAUUCCAAAAUUAUUCUUUUUCAAAACUGGUUUAAACCUUUUUAAAAAUGUCUUUAUUACUUCACUUGUUUAAGAUUUUUCACAUUUAAUUACGAUCUAAUAAAGUUUAGCAGUUCCUUACACUGUAAUAUAUGCCUCUUUGCAAUAAUGUAUUUUAAGUUACAUUUUCAUUAGUUUGUACCAAAGAAUGUCAUUAGAUGAAGCAACAGAUUAUAGGUACGUGUAUUAAAGAGUUUUUUGCGUGAGCAAUCACUAUUACAAAUUCAGCUCAUUUAAUUGAAUGUGGAUCUAGUCGCUCUCUCCAUAUUGCACACCUAUUAACAUCCAGGAAUAUAAAAUAUCGCUCGUCUACAAAUUCUGUCAAAUUUAAAAUUUUGAUAUGGUGGAAUUUUUUAUAAAUUAAAAUGUGUUUAAAAUAAAUAUUCUGCAAAAGAUUAACACGUUUAAGAUCGUUCAGUAAUGUUUCAGCUAUAUGGACUGGGAGCCAAUUAAUAUGUUUCAUUAUCAGCACUAAAAUAAUAAAGUUCAUACUGUUUAAAAAUGUAACUGCUAAAUCACAUGCGGAUAUAGGCCUACUGGUCUGCCCCACCAAUAUUCUUUUCUCCAGAAUUCAUUUAGUAUUCUUCAGUUUUGUUAUUUAUUUCAUGUUAUUCCUAAAGCUUUAUUCUAUAUAGUUUUAUGUUUAAAUUACCAUUUAUUCAAAUUAAUAUUUGUGUUAUAUUUGUUAAGCAUCAAAGAUGUAAUCACCGGUUAUUUAGCAAUAUCUAUGAUUAUUUGGUAGCCCCUUUCUACAUUUAGGACCGUUUUUUAAAAUAAAUUUAGGAGGGGUAGGUAAAUAUAAUAUAAACUAAUUUGGCUUCAGUGGAGUUAAUAAUAAUAAUAGAUUUUAUAAAUAGUAUGUAGACUACACAAAACUAAUUUUAAUCAACUGAAAGUUUUGGUCUUGUUCCUUCCCGGGUUUUUUUUUAUCAUGUUUGGAACAUCGUUUUUAUUGUCAUUCAUAACCAUUCUUAGAUUGCCAGCUAGUCCAUUUAAGUUUUAAUUUGGUUUAAUUUAUUAUGGAUGAUGAACAUAAAGGAAACACUACAGGUACUCUAGGUUUAACAGAGGUCUCCGCAAAAAUAAGGUUUUUUUUCUAUUUACUAAUAAUAUCCGAUCUUGUUUAACAAGGCAGGGAAAUUAAUUGGAUUGAAACCAAAAAGGACACUAACUUGUUUUUGUUUAUUUAUUGUUUGUUUGUUAAUAUUUACAUCCCAUUAUUUAUGUUACUAUACACUGUACAUUCCAGACAGUGGUGUUCAAGAUUGUGCUCUAGGAUGUCCUUGCUCAAAGUGUUUAUAAUAUUAUCUUAUUGGAAACUUUGAUUCCUUUGUGACCAAGUUUUGCAAACAUAUAUAGUCACAUUCUUAAGAACAAAUAUAGUAUGUGCAUGUGUUUAUUUCCCAUUUCUUUGUUUUCCCUGGUAUGUACAUUAAUACGUCAAUGCAGGGUUCACGGAUCACCGAAUUCCAAACUAGUAUUUAACUUGUAAUCCGUUUCUUGUUGCAUAUAUAAUAUAUAACGUUAAUCAAAGUUGUCUGUCAUUGUUGUAUUUUCAUGUUAUAUUGCCUUCUUUUUGGGCGGGUGGCUGGUAUUGCAACAGGAAAUCUUUACUUUGACAGCCAAGACUAAACUCAUAUAUCGUAUGGUCAAGUAAUCGGCUGGCGUGACUGCCUGAAAUUCACAACACGUUAUCUAAAAUGUUUACAUUUUCCGAGACGUAAAGUACGUUGUUUAGAAAACAGUUUUUGUUAUUCGAAUAGACUGUAUGUUACGUACAACUCAUGUGACUGGGGUCGUUGAGCAUGUAGUUGUACGUUAUUGGAACAUACUGUACUGUACGUUAUCUGAAACGUCUGGUAUAUUUUGUAGAACGUACUGAAGAUCUCGAGAUGUACUAGAUUGUUCAACACUAGUAUGAUACUUCCAUAAAUCCAAGAGGUAUAUUGAGACGGGAGUAUAAAUGUGAAUAUAUGUGGUUUGUAAUACAGUCACGUUAAGGAAACAUUUGAAGUCCAUUAUUGUACGCAAAAUGAAUAUAUAACAUAAUAAUAUUAUAUGAUACACAACAAAGACAUUUUUCUUGUAAGUUUUUGGAAACUGUGCCUUUUUAUAAUCAGUCUGAUUUUAUUUUUUACUUUUAUUUUCAUUUUGAAUUAUUCGUUUGUAGCCCCGGUAUGUGGGCCACUUUCUUCUGCCUUUUACUAUAUAUGUUGUUAUAUCUUGGCGUGCCCUAAAGUCGAAUCAGUGCACAUUGUAUAACCGUACACGUCACGUGCAGACGUGGCAGUCGUUCGCAUGCCUCUUUUACACCAUGUAAUAACUUGCCUUUUAUAUUUUUUUCGUAUAUAUUUUCUUAUUCUAUUUAAGGAAAUUACAACAUUAGAUGAGUAGAUAAUAUUAAAUAAACGUUACUGAACCUU